Molecule: messenger RNA, 2307 nt
Organism: Pedinophyceae sp. YPF-701
Lineage: Eukaryota; Viridiplantae; Chlorophyta; Pedinophyceae
Source: the annotation of a GenBank genome assembly
AUGCCAGCAGGACAGCAACAGGCGCCGACGGACCGGGUCCAACACGGCCCCCCGCCAACCCUGUUCGUGGCCAAGACCCCCAGCCCGGACCUCGUGGUGGGAAACCGGGUGUACCUGCACGCGUCCGACUACGCGGUGUACCGCCGACACGCGCGCAUCGGCCCCGAGGAUCCCCUCUACCUGGAGCUCGCCUGGGGCGCGAAAACGCCCUGCGUCUUCACCGCAGAAGCCCAUGAUGAGUGUAGGGUGGGCACUGUGGCCGUAAACACACUCCAGCGGCAGAGCCUGGGAGCGAACCACGGCGAGGAGCUCUCGGUCCGCCAUUGGGGGCGCCCGCACGCGUCCGACGCCGCGGCGGCGUGCAGGAUCGAGGUCGGUCGCAUCGGGGGUGCUGCCGUGCCGUUCGAGGUGUCGGCCGAGGAGCUGACGAGGGCGGUGGUGGAGAAGAUCGAGCGGCAGUGGGUCACGGUCGGGCAGCUCUUCGUCAGCGAGGUCCAGGGGCUCAAGCUCAGCCUGCGCGUGGUCAACGUCAUGAGUCAGGGGGAGGCCGCAGAGCUGGCCAAGGGGGGGGGUAAGCCCGGGGCGGGCGACGAGGGGACGAGCUUGCGCGGGGUGAUCACGAGGGACUCGAAGCUCUUCUACGAGGUCCCGGACACCGCGUCGCGGAUCACGAUCACCGGCCAGGCCAGCCAGAUGCAGCUGAUGCUACUCCGCGGCGAGGGCUUCGCGAACCUGGAGCGGCUGGGCAUCGGCGGCCUGGACGAGCAGUUCUCGAUGAUCUUCCGGCGCACGUUCGCGUCGCGCGUGUUCCCGCCCGACGUGAUGGAGAAGAUGGGCAUCAAGCACGUCAAGGGGAUGUUGCUGUUCGGGCCCCCGGGGACGGGGAAGACGCUGGUGGCGCGGCAGAUCGGGCAGCUGCUCGGCGCGGUGGAGCCGAAGAUCGUGAACGGCCCCGAGGUGCUCAACAAGUACGUCGGGCAGUCGGAGGAGAACAUCCGCAACCUGUUCAGCGACGCCGAGGCGGACGAGAAGGCCAAGGGCGCGAACUCGCCGCUGCACGUCAUCAUCUUCGACGAGAUCGACGCGAUCUGCAAGGCGCGCGGGUCCGUGCGCGACGGCAGCGGCGUCCACGACACCGUCGUCAACCAGCUGCUGACGAAGAUCGACGGCGUCAACGCGCUGAACAACAUCCUGCUGAUCGGGAUGACGAACCGGAAGGACAUGCUCGACGAGGCGCUGCUGCGCCCGGGGCGCAUGGAGGUGCAGGUCGAGAUCGGGCUGCCUGACGAGAGGGGGCGGCUGCAGAUUCUCAACAUUCAUACGCAGAAGAUGAGCGGGAGCAACUUCCUGGGGGACGACGUGGACUUGGACGCGCUGGCGGCGCGCACGAAGAACUUCUCCGGCGCGGAGAUCGAGGGCCUCGUGAAGAGCGCGGCGAGCUGGGCGCUCAACCGCCACGUGGACACGGCCGACCUGGAGCACGUGGACGCGAUCGACAUGGAGGCGAUCCGCGUGACGAUGGGGGACUUCGAGCGGGCGCUGAACGAGGUGAAGGCGGCGUUCGGGGUGUCGGGCGAGAGCCUGCAGUCGUGCAUGGAGCGCGGCAUCAUCAGAUAUGGCCCGAGGUUUGUUCACAUGGAGGCCAGCAUAUCGAGCCUGGUCAACCAGACGCGCGAGAGCGAGAACACCUCCAUCCUCACCUGCCUCAUCCAGGGCCCCCCUGGCUCAGGCAAGACCGCCCUGGCAGCCAAGGCCGCGCUGGACUCGGGCUUCCCCUUCGUGAAGCUCGUGUCUCCGAACGACGUCGUCGGGUUCUCCGAGCACGCCAAGGCGUCGUUCCUCGCCAAGGCCUUUGACGACGCGCACCGCUCCCCCGUCUCCGCGCUGAUCGUCGACGACAUCGAGCGGCUCCUCGAGUACGUCGCCAUCGGGCCGCGCUUCUCGAACUUCGUCCUGCAGACCCUGCUCGUCCUGCUCAAGAAGAAGCCGCCCCCGGGCCGCCGGCUGCUGGUGAUUGGCACGACGUCGAUGGAGGCGGUACUCGACGCGAUGGAGGUGACGUCGGCGUUCAACGUGGUGCUGCGCGCGCACAACCUCAGCACGGACGACGCCGCGCGCGUGCUGGUCGCGGAGGGCGCGUUCCCGGAGGCCGAGGCGGAGCGCGCCGCGGCGAUGCUGGGCGACAGUGUGCCGAUCAAGCGGCUGCUGCUGCUGGUGGAGAUGGCGCGGCACGCGCACGGGGGCAAGGGCGGCGGCCGCGUGCCGAUGUCACAGUGGGAGCGGUGCAUCUCGGACCUGGCCGGGUAG